CCCGCACUUCAAAGAAAAAAGUAAAUAAAUAGAAGAAAAAAAUCAACAAUUUAUUUUUUUAAAUAUUUUUAAUCUCUUUCAUUAUAAUGAUACUCAUAAGUUUUACAUUGAUAUUAUUUUGUUUUUUGUCUGCUAAAUCAAUUAAUGCUGAAUGCACAACACAGAAUAUUUGUGAAUGUGUUUAUAGUGAUGGAUCUGGAUAUAGCUUCAAAAAUCUCUUAAAUCCUGUUAAUUCAAGUUUGAAGUCUUAUGCUGGAACUGAUAUUCAGAUUUUCUUUAAUCCAUGCUUUGACUCAAAAGAUCUUCCAACUUUUCCUGAAAAUACUACGAAUGAUUGCAAGAAUGGCUUCACUUUGUGUGUUUAUGAUUCCCUUAAAAAUCACUCCUUUGUUUUGGGAACAACUAAAGAUACAAAGUUCAAAGAGGAAGGAGAUCAAAUUUUCAUGACAUUUGGAACAACUAGCAACAUAUCAUCAACUGUACUACUACAAUGUACACCAAAUUCAAAGACUUCAACUUUAUACGCUCCAAAGGAAACAAAUGAGAACAAUACCAACUUAAUUUUAUUUAGUAACAACGCAUGUAUUAAACAGAUCAAACAAAUUGAAGCUCCUGGAUUUUUUUCCACAUUCUUUCUCAUAGCAUUCAUUGUGCUGUUGACAUACUUAAUCAUAGGAAUAAUUUACAAUUACUUCUUUGUCGGAGCUCGUGGUUAUGAAUUGUUACCAAACUACGAUUUCUGGUGCAAAUUAUGGAUAUCAGUCAAAUUAGGAUUUUAUUUUGUGAAAAAUGGAUUCCGUGUUGUGCCAACAGAAGAUAGUUACGAUGCUAUUUAAAUUUCCAUAGCAUUAAUCAUCUUGACCAAAAAAUUGUGAAUUUUCAUCAAGUCUGAGUUCUUAAAACAGAACAUUUAUUUUUUGUUCUAAAUCAUUAUGCUUGUUAAUGCUGAAUGUUUUAUUGUUGUGAUCAAUAUGCUUUCAUGAAUUAAAUGAAUAAAUUGAUAAAUCAUUUUAAAAAAAUA
Chironomus riparius is the source of this 1021-nucleotide messenger RNA. The record is from the annotation of a GenBank genome assembly. NCBI's taxonomy places the organism in Eukaryota, Metazoa, Arthropoda, Insecta, Diptera, Chironomidae.